AUGCGACCAUCUCAGAUGCCCAGUCAAGAGCUCGACUUCGAACGUGCGUUCCUGGGCGAGCUGCUGUUUGAGCGUAGUGAGGCGCAUAGAGCCUACGUGGACGGAGCCUGUUCACACCGAGUUCAAGAGCGACAGGAGUCCAAACACAGGCUGCUGAACAGCUUCUUGCAAUCGGUUGACGGUGGAGGUUCGGAAACAAUUGCGCUAUUACCUGGGCGCUUUAGAGUGGGCGGAUUUGCUUUCCUCGCUAAUGGGUCUCAAUGGCCGCUGGAGAAGUCUGGAGCUGUGGACGACCAGGAGGAGGGAGAGGGCGAUCUCAAGCCGAUCAGUACAACCCCAACUGGACUCAAGAAGCCCGACCUUGCCGGAGGUGAAAGGUGCAGAGUGGGAUCCACGCGCGACGAAGUUCCCUCCAGCUUUAUGCUUGACCCGCUCCAGACCUUUUUCGACCUUCUGGAGAAUCGUGGCUAUGAAGUUCCUCCUACGCUUACUCUCCAGCUCGCCUUAUCGCUGCUAAAGCAUGGCCACGCCCAGGGUGGGGACGCAGCGCGCCGUAAGUGCUUCGAGGACUUUGCCCUUUUCAUGACUUGUGUCGGGCUGGAUCGAAUGAGUGAGCGAUUCGAUUUUGGGGCGAGCAAUCAGAACUUUUUCGGAUGA
Molecule: messenger RNA, 657 nt
Organism: Fonsecaea erecta
Lineage: Eukaryota; Fungi; Ascomycota; Eurotiomycetes; Chaetothyriales; Herpotrichiellaceae
Exons: 2
Coding region: 1-657 (218 amino acids)
Source: RefSeq, a predicted model, not a curated record